This is a messenger RNA of Cavenderia fasciculata, 1044 nucleotides long. RefSeq lists its product as uncharacterized. The coding region runs from base 1 to 1044 and encodes 347 amino acids. The transcript is spliced from 2 exons. NCBI's taxonomy places the organism in Eukaryota, Evosea, Eumycetozoa, Acytosteliales, Cavenderiaceae. The record is from RefSeq and is a predicted model, not a curated record.
AUGGGUAAUGCAAAGUGGAGUGAUCUUGAAACAUCAGAACUUAUAUCAACAAUCGAUAAAAUUAAAAAGGAUAACCCUGAUAAAUUAUUAACACAGCCUCAAAUAGCAGCAGAGAUCAAAAAGUAUGAACUCUUUGCUAGAUUUACAGAGCCUCAAGUGUUGAAUAAAAUAAGCAAUACAUAUAGAUUAGGAGUACCUGACCCAGAUACAGUCUCACGUUUACAAAAGAAACAAAAGUACAGUGGUGUGUAUGCAGAUUCUCAAAUGCCUCCCAUGUCUCCCAAUUCAGCAACAAGCAUUCAACAGACAGACGAUCUAGAUCCAAUCAUUUCUCGUCAUUCAAAUUAUCAACAUUUUGCUACAAUUAAUCGUAACUCUAAUAUUAGUAAAUCAUUACAACAAACAGAUAUAUCUACUCCAUCAUCUGCUACUCACACUCCAACCCCUGUUUCUACUACUACUGCGACUGCUAGUACUCCUACUCGUAAUAAUGUUACGACUACACCUAUAAAACCAUCACCCUUUGUGAAUCCAUAUGAAUCAAUUAAAUCACCAACACCAUCAGAGGUUCCAAUUAUGACCAAUACACCAACAUUUUCAACACAAACACCAGCACCAGUACCAACUACAUCACCAACUGUAUCAUCUAAUCAUAUUGCAAUGCCAGAUAAAGAUGAUACUAUAGACUCUUUGAACCCCAAUAAUAAUAAUAGCAUGUUUAUUUCAUUUUAUGGUCAAGGUAAUGAAACUCUGACCAUAUAUCUUCCACUUUGUAUGGGUGAGACAUUCAAACACACCAUCACAUCGAGUGGUGAUAUCAUUGUACAGGUGUUUAGAUCUGACUUUUGUUGCGAUUUUACCAAAACCAAAAGAUUGCCCCAUCCAAUGGCUGGAACAUAUCGAGCCUACUUUAAAAGACCAUUGGAUGAUGGAAUUCCAGUUUUGGCAACAAACAAAGCGUACAGAGAAAUGUAUCUUCAAGAAAUGUGUGGAUUUACUUUUAAAAGAGAGAUUAAAGAAAUAUCUGAAGAAGUAGAACUAUAA